UUGGUCAUUCAACUUUUCGUUUCUACGCAUAGAUGUCCAAAGCAAGCAGCAGCAUAUUAUAUAUGGAUCACCAAAAUAGCUUGAAAAAUGUUGCUCAACAAGGCGACAUAAACAAGUUUUACAAUUUAAUCCAAGAGAAUACUUAUUUGUUAGAUGAUAUAGAUGCUUUACCAUUUGUUGAUACUCCUCUGCAUGUAGCAGCUUCUCAUGGAAAAGUUCAAUUUGCAAUGGAGAUUAUUAGUUUGAAGCCAUCAUUUGUUAGAAAACUUAAUCACGAUGGUUUCAGUCCCAUCCACCUCGCUUUGUUCAACCGCCAAACCGACAUGGUUCUUCGACUUCUUGACUAUGAAACUGAUCUUGUUCGUCUUCGAGGAAGGGAAGGUAAAACCAUUUUCCAUUAUGUAGCUGAAAAUGGUGUAGAUCAUGCUCAUCAAGAAGAGAAACUCAGCCUCCUGGCUAAAUUUUUAUUAGCUUGUCCAUUGAGCAUCCGAGAUGUCACAAAUCGAAGAGAGACAGCUUUGCAUAUUGCUGUGAAGAAUCGAAAUUUUCAUGCCCUUUGUUUGUUACUAGGAGGAUUGCAGAGAUCUUUAAUUUUAAACUCCCAUGAAAUAAGAAAUCUUAUAAAUUUCAAGGAUGGGGAAGGGAACAGUGUACUACACAUUGCAACAGCUACCAAUCAACCCCAGGUAGUGAAGCUGUUACUGAAGAAUAAAAUUGAUGUAAAUGCCAAGAAUUCAAAUUGUUUAACAGCUCUAGAUAUGUUACAUCCACACAACAGAGAAGUCAGGGAAAGCCUGCUCCAUGUUGGAGCUUUAAGUUCUAAAUCACUUCCACAAGUUGCCGAAUAUGAUGACAAUUUGAGAUCCAACAUCACAUUCAAAGAACAUGUCUCAAUAUUUUGUAGGAGUUUUAGAAAGGAUACAAUUAGCAGCAAUCUGUUACUAAUGCUGGUUGCAGUGAUACUGAUUACAGCAGCUACUAGUUACCAGAUUGCAGUAAGCAGUUUGGGAGGAACUUGGCAUGACAACAACAAUGUGCAUCUGAGAUACGGCUUCUUCAUUUACAAUAUGGCUAACUUUCUAAAGCUUUAUCUUAUGAUUUUGUUGAUUUUUCUUCUAGUCCUGGUCUGAACAUGAGAAUGUUGCUCCGAUGGACACUAGAUGUUUGCGUAAUCUAUCCAUGAAUUUGUGAACUUGAUUAGCAUAUUAGAAAUGUUAUUUGUUUAAUAAUAGAGUACUACUCAAGAUGAAGACCAAGAAACUCAAUUAGGCUUACAGUGCUGGAUUUGAAAGCUUGGUUUGAUUCAUUUCACUGGUCUGAAUCUAUGUCCUGCUCCUUCUCCAUGGUUUUGAUAUGAUAGUGUUUAAUUUUGCAGCUGGUUUCUCCCCUGGAUGAUAAUUUAUAAUUUACAAUAAGCAAUUUGAAUAUAUUCAGUUGUUUUAGCUUAGCUUCUAUUAGGGAAUUGAAGCAAAAACCUCAAGUGCUUAUAGCUGAAGAGUAUGUACGUUGGGGUGCAGAUCAUUUCAGCUGGAUGUGUACUCUGCCCUCUGUAUGUCAUUGCGACUUGGAAUUAUUUGUGUUUUUCUAGGAAAACAGUUUUUUUUUUUUUUUUUUUUGGUUAGCCAAUAUCAUGCAAGGUCAUCUAUUUAUUUGUUUGUAAACAUCGUGUUACGAGAUUACUAUGUAAUGAAUGGUUUAUUUUAAUAAUAUUUUCUUACAUUAAUUAAA
Molecule: messenger RNA, 1728 nt
Organism: Ziziphus jujuba (common jujube)
Lineage: Eukaryota; Viridiplantae; Streptophyta; Magnoliopsida; Rosales; Rhamnaceae
Product: ankyrin repeat-containing protein BDA1
Exons: 2
Coding region: 33-1130 (365 amino acids)
Molecular function (GO): protein binding
Source: RefSeq, a predicted model, not a curated record